This is a messenger RNA of Tricharina praecox, 1076 nucleotides long. RefSeq lists its product as uncharacterized. The transcript has a single exon. Bases 196 to 999 code for a protein of 267 amino acids. NCBI's taxonomy places the organism in Eukaryota, Fungi, Ascomycota, Pezizomycetes, Pezizales, Pyronemataceae. The record is from RefSeq and is a predicted model, not a curated record.
GGGCUGUAUCUUGACUCUUGAGUGGAUCGACGAGACCUUUCUCCAAAUCCCGUGAUCACCCGUCAACCUCGAACUAAACACGCUACUCCAUCCAGACUAGCCAGGUACCGUUACCACGCACAUCCCACCACACGUUACACAGAAAAGCUCCCACUUCACUACCGGUAUAUACCGCAACCAAGUUCCAACCACAAAAUGGGCUUCCUCCACCCCGGCCGCAGCGUCCGCAACCGCACUACGGGCCGUCGGCGGCAAUCGCCAUACAGCGUCCCUUCACGCUCCUCCCACACCUCUUCCCCCCGGCCCACUCACGCACCAUCUCCCCCGCCGCCGCCGCCCGCCAACCCCAAACCCACGCUCGCAACCCUCCCCACAGAGCUGCUGCACACCAUCUACCUGCACGCGCUGAACCCGUCCCUCGCCGAAACCUGCCGAGCACUGCACUCGGUCCUGCAGCCCACCCGCCACCUGCGCAACAGCUGGGUUUCCAGCCACUUGCACUCCGCGCCCGCGGCACUGCUGCGCGGCCGCUUCCUGACGGCGGCGGCGGUGCGAGAAUUCGAGGCGGCGCAUGGGCGACUGCUGCUGGACGGGGUGCCGCUGCCGCUAAGGCUCCUGGACUUUUCCGAAGAGCCUGGAGAGCCCGGAGAGCCCGGUGGGGAAGGGUUGCUGCAGAUGCUGGUCGAACGGGGCGCACGAUGGGAGGACCCCGGGGAGGCGCUGCGCGCAGCGGUGGAAACGGGCCGGUGGAGCCUGGUCGAAAGCGUCCUGCUCGAACCUAGUGUUAAGGCCGAUGCUGGGUGUUUGGAGAUGGCGGUUAGGGGUGGCGCUGGGGUGGAGGUUGUAGAGAGUCUGGUGGGGAGGGGUGCGGAGGUCGGCGUGGGUGUGUGGAUGGCGGCGGUGGAACGCAGUGAGCGCGGGGAGGGUGCGGUGCUGGAGUGGUUAUUGGAACGGGCGGUACCGCCUGGGGAGGUACUGGGUGUUUUGGUAGGACGGUAGGCGGGCUGGGGUGGUGUAUACACCGGUGAUUGACGGACUACAUAAACUGUAUGAUCACACCUAGUUCGCGAGUUGAG